AUGGGACGAAAGUUUAAAUCACGUUCGAUACCAGAACAAGACCGACGAAUUUGUGGUGGUAUUUGUUUUUGCCAGUUUACUAUUGUCAUUAGUUGUGUUUCUUUGGUUUAUCUUACUGUCGCUAUAUACAUGCCGUCCCACAGGGCAUUUAACGCAGGUAUCGAUCCUGAACCCGUAAUGUGCCAAACAGUUAAUGCUACACUAGUAAAUUAUUGUGCGUGGGCAAGUUGUGGAGAAUGGUGUUUGACCAAAACGACGGGAUUCUGUCCGCAAAUUCAUGCUACUGUAAGACGCAAUGGCACUGAUUUAAUCUUAGAAAACUGUACUAAGUUUGCUACCGUUUCAUGUCCACAAGUAAAUCUUCUGAAAUUGAAAAGAUACAAUUGCAACAAUGGAAGCGAGUGCGGAUCUCUAACAGGCGUAUUCAAUUGCAGUCUAGGCCAUUGUGCCAAUAUGAGCGAGCUGGUGUUGUGUCACCACAAAGCCGACGGGAUUAUUGUUGACAGCGAGAAAGAUAAUAUGAAACUAAACGGGUUUUUCGACUGUCAAAACUCUAGAUGCACCAAAAUAAAACGUCCCUUCUCCUGUGAUCGCUACUGUCCCAGGAUUAAUUCAAAUAAUGUUAAUGUUUAUCUGAUGCAAGAUGACAGCAUCAUUACAGCGAGAUGCUCUCGUGCAUUAGCACUCAAUAAGGCUAAUGGGAAUUUACUCGGGACGAGGCUAGAUAGUCCUGUUAAAAUUUGGGAAGAUAGCCUGGGGAAGCCUGUCGAUCCGACGAACGCGUACCUACCCUCUCAGCGCUCACUUACCAUCUACAAUACUUCCAGGCUCUAUAUCAACCUCGAGGGCUGCGUCAACACCCUUCGAGGCGAGUGUCGUGAUUUUUUGCAAACUCACGGACGCGAUGGAGAUAAUCAAACUGCACAGAGCCGAUAUCCUUGUUUCCAUAAAAGGAACGAUUCAUCGUUUGUGGUAGCACGUUUCGACUUGAAUAAAACACGAACAGAACUAUUGAUAGCAACGAUAGUGCCAUCAGUAUUAUUCAUAAUAAGUUUCCUGACACUCGUAAUAAUAACGCGGUCAGUGCAAGUCGGUGAUGACACUAAAAUGCGAUGCAGGUACUGCACUGAGCGACAAGUGCGUGAGGGUGAAGACGAAGGGCUAGUACAAGCAAGCUCUGGAUCGACAACUCAAGCCAACUCCACAGCAACAGAGAUACGUAGUAUGGCUCUUUAG
This is a messenger RNA of Cotesia congregata, 1236 nucleotides long. The record is from the annotation of a GenBank genome assembly. NCBI's taxonomy places the organism in Eukaryota, Metazoa, Arthropoda, Insecta, Hymenoptera, Braconidae.